Closterium sp. Naga37s-1 is the source of this 2601-nucleotide messenger RNA. The record is from the annotation of a GenBank genome assembly. NCBI's taxonomy places the organism in Eukaryota, Viridiplantae, Streptophyta, Zygnematophyceae, Desmidiales, Closteriaceae.
AUCUAUCAAUGGAAACAACCUGGAAGGCUACCUGCCCAAGGGUUGGUCCACUCUGAUCAAUCUGCAGGAGCUAUAUUAAGUGCCAACCGCCUCCAAGGAACAAUUCCGGCAACAUUCUCGGCACUUACAGCCCUCGUUUCUAUAGACCUGUCAUGGAAUUCACUCUCUGGUUCAAUACCGUCUGCAUUCACCACCAACAUCGAGACACUAUUGCUCGACCACAAUGCCUUCAGUGGGCCCAUCUCACCACACCUGGCGAUUCCCAGCCUUGUUGAACUUAAACUGUCCGACAACCUGUUCACAGGAGGCAUCUCCAACACCUUCACGAGGCUCACUGGCAUGACUACUCUGGACGUUGGCAGUAACAGUCUCAGCUCAGGGCUUCAUGUGGUGGCGCAGAUGACAGGGCUCUCACAAAUACUCCUCAGAACCAACAACUUUUCGGGUGUGCUUCCAGCGUCCUUGACAGCAAUCAAGGAACUUUCAGCUCUGUUCAUUAAUGAUAACCACUUCACCGGAACGUUUUCCAGUGCCAUCCUGCACCACAAGAGCCUUCAAUUCCUGGACAUGAGCAACAACAGCUUCACUGGGACCAUCCCCGGCGAAUUGACCAACCUUGUCAAUCUGCAGGGCAUUAAUCUUAAUGACAACAAUUUCCAUGGAGCUAUCCCAUCGGGCCUGUUUCAGCUAUCCAUGAUUUACUCACUGGAAGUAGCCAACAACUUCCUUUCUGGAGGCCUUCCACAUACCCUCAGCGCCCCCCCCUCCUUACUCACACUAAGCCUGGCAGGAAAUGGCUUCACGGGCUCCUUACCAGACUUCUCACGCUGGAAUGUCAGCUGCAUACAGAUAGCCCUCAAUCACAACAACUUCACGGGGUCUAUUCCCGAUUCGAUCUCCACCCUCACCUCCCUCAAAGCCAUUACCCUUAACAACAACCAACUCACGGGAAGCAUCCCAACCGCCAUCUUCAGCAUGACGAAUCUCAAGUACCUCUACAUGGCCAACAACCAGCUGAGCGGCACUCUGCCAGCCGACAUCAGCAGACUGGAGCAGCUCGAACAGAUCUGGCUGGACAACAACAACAUCGAGGGCCCUCUGCCAUCCACCCUGUGCUCGCUUCCGUGGCUGUGGCGCAUCAUGAUGAGCAAUAACUACCUCUACGGGCCACUUCCAGACUGCCUCUUUGACAAGUGUGUCAACCAAAUCGAUUUGAGCGGAAACAGCCUGUACGGGCGCAUCAACCGCAACUUCAGGAACAUGGUGGCGGAUGGCGACGCGCUCAUCAACUUGGCUCACAACUUCUUCUUCGGGGAUGCCGUGCUCUUUGCUGCCGGCUGCCAGGUCUGCCCCACCGAGAUCACCGACCCCAACAACCUGGACAUGGGGGACACGUUUGAUGUGCUGGCCGGCAAGUGCAACAACCUUGCAGCUACCAGUAGCCACUAUUUCUCGGUGGCAGGGGCAGGCAAGGAGGCGAGGGUGAGUCUGUUGGGGAACUGCCUGACGCUGAGUCCGGAUGGGGAGUGUUCGUCCAACGCCACCCAGCGCAGCACGGCAGCCUGCCAGGCGUUCUGCAGCAUCACUGACAACGGCCCGUGUGACGGCCAUGGGGCGUGUGUGCCACCUGCACCUGCCUCCCCCUCCAACUUCACGUGCCUCUGCCAUGCCGGCUACUCCACCCUUGACGCGGGAAACGGCUCCACAUGUGCCAUCGUCAACUCCACCACCACCACUCUGUCCUCCUUGUCCACGGGUGCCAUAGCGGGUAUUGCUGUCGGCUGCUUUGCUGGCUUUACUGUGCUGGCUGCUGUUGUCGCUUGGCUGCUGUGGCCCCGCGGACAGAAGAAGUGGGAGGGGCUGGAUGUGUGCGAGCAGUUUUCUCUGGAGCAGAUGGUGCGAGCCAUGGCGUCUCUCCACCACUCGCAUCUCGUGCGCCUGCUGGGCUUCUGCCUGGAUCAGAACGUGGAGACGGGCAAGCAGGAGCAGAUCCUGGUGUACGAGUUCGUGGGCAACAGGGACCUGGACUACCACAUCCACGCAACCAAGAUGGAAAGCCACCUCAGUUCCCUUUCUCUGCUGCCUUCCACCACCUUUGCCCACUAUCACUCUCCUUGGCAACGCCUCUCUUCUCUAUCAUCCUUCCUUGCAUGGACGCCUCUCCAAUCUAUCAUCUCUCCCUUCCUGGACGCCCGCCAGGCAAGACAGAAGAUCGAGGUAUUUGAACUGGAUGAGGUCAAGGACAGCAAGAUGCCGGCAGUGAGCGAGGAGGCCAUAGUGGAGUUUGCAGACCUGGCUCUGGACUGCAUGAAGUCGCCAGGCACAAGGCGACCCGCCAUGACAGAGGUGGCGUAUCGCCUCACUGCUCUCAUUGCCAAGCACUGCCCGGACAAGGAGGACGAGUGGGAGAGUGUCGGGAACGAAGAAGGCUCGAGCACCGGAGGUCUGCCAGAGACAAAUGUCUCAGCUGUGUCGUAUGGUGGAAGGGAUUCUCGCAUGUCUUCUGACUCACACCCUAGUGCGAGCUCAUACAUGAGCAUUGGCUCGAUAGCUGAUGGCGUCAGGAGCUGGCUGCAUCUCAAGCCCACCAGCGGGUACUAA